AUGUCGAAUCUGUGCAACCCAUAUUGGCGGACUGCCACAUACAGCUUUUACCGAUACGAACCGUCCGUGGCCGCUGCCGUAAUCUUCUGCGUGCUGUUCCUUGCUACAACAUUAGUACACUUCUGGCAAAUGUAUCGCACAAAAUCAUGGUUUUUAGGGGCACUGGUUGCCGGUUGCUUUACCGAAUUCAUUGGAUAUGCUGCUCGAACCUCAUCAGCCAGGCAAGAGCCUGGCUGCUGGAAAAUGAUGCCCUACAUUAUACAAAGCGUUUUUAUCUUGCUGAGCCCAGCGUUGUUUUCGGCAUCGAUCUACGUUAUAUUGGGACGGAUUAUCCAGUUGACGGGCGGUGAUUCUCAUGCGAUUAUUCCUAACCGACGCAUUACCAAGACUUUCGUCAUUGGAGAUCUUAUAUGUCUAUUUAUGCAAUGUGCAGCUGGUGGCCUUAUGGGUGGUUCUCGAGCACUCCCUGUUCUGUACAAGAUUGGCAAUGGUGUUGUUAUCGCCAGUCUGAUUCUACAGCUCCUUUGGUUCGCCUUCUUUGUCGUCGUUGCCGCCAUGUUCCAUCGGUCGAUGCGAAGAGCACCGACUAUCGAUGCACAAAGACCAAAUGUUCGUUGGGAGAAUUAUCUCUACACACUCUACAUUGUCAGUUCGUUCGUUAUGGUGCGGUCGCUCUUCCGGGCAAUCGAAUUCAUUGAAGGGAGCAAUGGUUAUCUUCAGAAAUCAGAAGCUCUCUUCUAUGUCUUUGACUCCCUGCUUAUGUUUCUCGCUGUCAUAUAUAUGCACUGGAAGCACCCCAGUGAAAUCGGCGCUCUACUUCGUGGUGAGGAAGAGCCAUGCACGAAUGGUCUUAAGCUGAUUUUAAUGAAGCCUGACACGACUGUAUGGAGCAAGUUCAGGAUGUAG
Pestalotiopsis fici W106-1 is the source of this 906-nucleotide messenger RNA. RefSeq lists its product as uncharacterized. Gene Ontology annotation, cellular component: membrane. The transcript has 3 exons. The coding region runs from base 1 to 906 and encodes 301 amino acids. The record is from RefSeq and is a predicted model, not a curated record. NCBI's taxonomy places the organism in Eukaryota, Fungi, Ascomycota, Sordariomycetes, Amphisphaeriales, Sporocadaceae.